Messenger RNA from Insectozyma verbasci, 777 nucleotides. The record is from the annotation of a GenBank genome assembly. NCBI's taxonomy places the organism in Eukaryota, Fungi, Ascomycota, Pichiomycetes, Serinales, Debaryomycetaceae.
AUGGAUGAUUCGCAAGGCCUGAUUAAAAUAUCAUCCAAUGAAGAUGAUGAUGAAUAUUAUUAUGCAAGACAAAACGAAUUGAAACGGUUGGAUAAUUUAGAAGGUGAUAAACGUAAAGCUAAAUUAAGGGAGAUAAAGAAAUCGAAUCUGAGAAGAUUUCAAAAUGAGUGGAAGUCAAUACUUGAUAAAUAUUCGAAAAUUGAUGAUUCAAAACAAAGUGAUGAAAUAAAUAUACUAACUGGUGAAGUAAUAACUAAUAAUGGCCAUUUAGAGGAAUUGAGUGAUGAUGAGGAAGGUGGUUUAUGGAAUAUUGUUGAUUCAGAUCAAAGCGAAAAUGAAACACCAAUUAGUGAUAGUCUAUAUGAUAGUCAAGGUGAUACUGCUAAAUUUGUUGAUUCAAAUAGAGAGGAAGAUGAGUCGAGAAGGAUUAUUAAAGCUUUAAACAAAGGUAACAGGUAUAAAAAAGAUCAUUAUACAAACAUCGAUAAAGAUGAUUCUUUUAGUUUGGGCUCAGAUGAUGAUACUAUGUUGUAUGAUGAUUAUGUUGUUAAGCAUUCACUUUCAUGUAUAUUUCGAAAUUGUAAGUUUACUACUCACGAUCCGAAAAUGUAUAAAAAACAUUUAAUGACUGGUCAUAGACCGAAACCAAGAGAAACAAAUGUAACGAAAUCAAGAGACACAAAUGAAAUCAAAUCAAGGGAUACUAAUGAAACAUUUGAUGAGGAUGACGAUUCAAGAAUAAAUGAUAGUUUUAUUAUCGACGAUGAGUCAAAAUAA